UUCAACCGAACUGUUCCGUAGCUUCAGCCUUUCCAAUUCCCGCCCCGAUCCAUCAUUGCGUUAUCAAUUCGCCACCGAACUCUGGACGACGACGACGACGACGAAAAUGCUGUCAGUUUCAUUUCGUAUCAUCGGAAGCGACAGAACAAGCGGACGAAAAUUGUGUGGGCAAAACCUAAUCCAAAGGUAACCCUAGUUCAAGAAAGAGUGGCCUGCAGAAGCCGCAGCUAAAGCCAUGGCCGUUUCGCCAUCUGCCCAUCCGAUGUGGAUCCUCUGGAUUUUAUUGGCGUUAGGGUUUGGAUGCGGGCGUACGGCGGCCUUCAAGGUGCCGUUUCGAGUGAAGGAUGCACUCCCGAUUCUCCCACGCCAGAUAUCCUGGCCGGUGAUGAAUAUCCUCCAUAGCGCGGUCGAUCUGCUGCCUGCUUUCGUGGGGUCCGUCGUUCCGGAGGGACAAGUUGUAACGUGGAAGGGGGCAUGCUUCUCGGAGAACGAGGCUCGACUUGAGUUUAGUGAGAGUGAUUGGGAAAACGGCCUCGGAGGGGGGGUUCUGUAUAUAAAGACUAGUUUAGCUCACAGCUGGGCUUGCUUGGAUCUCUAUGUAUUUGCAACACCAUACAGGAUAAUUUGGGAUUACUACUAUUCUGCUCGUGAACACACUUUAGAAAUAAAGUCAUGGGAAGAACCUGCAGAAAAGGAAUAUGUGUGCUACGACUCUCAUUUUCUU
Messenger RNA from Phalaenopsis equestris, 724 nucleotides. RefSeq lists its product as uncharacterized. Lineage: Eukaryota; Viridiplantae; Streptophyta; Magnoliopsida; Asparagales; Orchidaceae. The record is from RefSeq and is a predicted model, not a curated record. The transcript has 2 exons. The annotation marks the transcript as partial.